CAAUGUGCUAUUAUUGAGUCUUAUGCAACACUGUGCACUACUUGGAGUUGGAUAAGAAACCUUGGGGAAAUAGUGAUUGUCGAUCUGAAAAGAGUGACAGUGAUUCCAUUGAUGAAACUCGUUUUUCGGAUAUGCGCGUAUCGUAGACUCUAUUCCCGACGCGUAAAACAAGCGAUUCUUUCGAGAAUUUUUCGUAGUUAAAAUGAAGGACUCUAAGUAUAGUCUUGGUUCUCAAGAUGAAAAUGAGGAUGAAGCAUCAGAUGAAUUUCCGGAAGUCGAUCAUAUUGGUCUUUACACGUUGGGAAUGUAUUUUAUUUUGAGCACGCCACUGAUACUAUCUGCUGCCCGAGGAUUAGGCUACGUUUUUACAACCGCACCAGUCAGUUACAGGUGUUUAGUGAAAGAGUGUGAAAAUCCUGGGGACACUUCUUUGCAUCCGUUAUGGUUACCAAACGCAGUUCCUUACACCGAUGGCAAACCGGCUACAUGUUCCCGGUUCACUGUACAGAAGGUUACGGACUCGUGCUCAACGACUGUUUUCACCAACGAAACUGAACGAUGUGAUGCCUGGGUUUAUGACCCUGAAGAGAUAACUAUUCUCAAUGAAUGGGAUCUAACUUGUGAUAAUAACCUGUGGAAGUUGACGUUGCCAGGAACGGUAAAUAAUUUUGGCCAGUUUCUUGGUCUGACACUUUCCGGUCAUCUUUCGGAUAAACACGGCAGGCGGAACCUGUUGGUAGUCGCUACACUAAUGAGCUCAAUUCUCGGAUUGAUACGGUCCUUUUCGGUCAACUACUGGAUGUUUAUCACUUUCGAGUUCCUAGAUGCAUUCUCGGGCUCGGCCGUGUACAGUGCUGCAUUUGUGCUAGGGAUGGAGCUUGUUGGACCAAAAAAAAGAGCACUGGCAAGCAUUCUGACUUGCACCAUGUAUACCGUGUUUGUCGUUUUCUUGGGGUUGUUCGCCAUGUGGUUUCGAUCUUGGCGGAUUCUACUCCGGAUUUUUUACACAGCAGGAUUCUUCGCACUGUUCUUACCUUUCAUAGUUCCCGAUUCUGUAAGAUGGCUGCUGAACAAAGGAAGAAUUGAUGAUGCUGAAGCUGUUUUGCGGAAAAUCGCAGCUGGAAAUAAAAUAGAAAUCUCUCAAAAGUCAAUUCUAUUGAUAAGGAAUUGGAAGAACAAAAAUCAAGACAAGGUCGAUAUAACUAACCCGCCAGGCAUUUCUGCGGUGCGACAAGUUAUUGGAAACAGGACCGUUUUGAUUCGAUUGAUCAUUUGCGCUUACUGCUGGGUAGCUAACGUAUUCGUUUACUACGGAUUGUCGUUGGGUUCGAUCUAUGUGCCCGGAAACAAGUACAUAAACUUUAUUCUAGUGAGUCUGGUUGAAAUUCCGGCUCUAUUUGCUGCCUGGAUCCUCGCAGAUUGCCUUGGACGCAAACCGACGCUUAGUCUAACUUUUCUUUUGAGCGGAAUAUUCUGUAUCAUCACAAUCUUCAUUCCUGCAGAUUGGGGGCAUCUCCCACUAAUUGUUUUUUUGUGCGGUAAGUUCUGCAUCACGACUGCUUAUCACUUGAUAUACAUGUACACAACGGAGAUGUUUCCUACAUCACUUCGUCACUCUCUUCUUGGCAUGUGCAGUAUGGUUGGACGUAUCGGGUCUAUGUCAGCUCCGCAAACGCCAUUGCUAGCGUACUAUAUGCCGUCGCUACCUUUAUUAUUAUACGGAGUGAUGGGCAUUUCAGCAAGUUUUUUGUCACUGAGCUUUCCAGAAACAUUGGGGAUAAAGCUUCCAGACACUGUUUCUGAAGCUGGGAAAAUCGGCGGAGCAAGGAACAAAGAGAGAUCAGACAGCCGCGUUAUCUGAGAAAAUGAUACCUACGAAACGUGGUAUCUUUACUCUAUCUGAUCUUACACAAAAUAUAGAUUAGCUGUUAGUCCUAGUCAAAUUGGAGAUAAUAUAAUUAAUGCUGCCUUAAAUCGUAUUGCUGGCCAACAAAUUAGGGAAAUCAUUAUACAGUAAUUUUUGACUAUGUUACCACGCUGUACAAAUCUUUUUUUCAUUAAUGAACAGAUGUCCAAAUAGAUAUGUAAUGUAACAUACAUUGCAUAGUGAACGUUUUCUAAAGAGUUAGUUUGCUCAGACGACUGAGCAAAUAAGUUAUUAUAACGGUUGAUGAAACAUUCAAUAGUUUUUAUAGACAAAGUAUAUCAGCCACUUAAGAUUAUGUUAUCAACGUAAUAACUUGUCAUAUAGACUGUUUUUAGAUAAUUAGAACUUGAAAUUAUUUAAUCUCACAGUUGGAACUGACAUUAUAUAAAAGAAAACCCAUUUAGCAUGGGAAACAAGAUCUGAUCAUAUUUAAUGUAUCCAAGAAAUUUUGAGAAGUUGAGAAUAAACUUAUGGUUAUCGUA
Diprion similis is the source of this 2409-nucleotide messenger RNA. RefSeq names its product solute carrier family 22 member 5-like. The transcript is spliced from 10 exons. Gene Ontology annotation, biological process: transmembrane transport. The coding region runs from base 203 to 1861 and encodes 552 amino acids. The record is from RefSeq and is a predicted model, not a curated record. NCBI's taxonomy places the organism in Eukaryota, Metazoa, Arthropoda, Insecta, Hymenoptera, Diprionidae. Gene Ontology annotation, molecular function: transmembrane transporter activity. Gene Ontology annotation, cellular component: membrane.